UGGUUAUGAAAGCUUAAAGGAUGGGUGGGUUGGUUCUCGGCAAGUCAAGUUGCACGCCACCAAAAUUUAUACGCCUGCCCAGUGGGAAGCUAUUUGACUGCAGCCGCAAAGUACUGGUACAUAAUAUCACAGACUUGAAAUACGUAUGUUCUCGUUUAAAUAUAUCUGAAGAUGAGAAGUUCUUUAUCCUUACUGAAUAUAACGGUGAAACUUGUCUCGUUCCAAUUUAUUAUCCUCAUGAUCCCAAUAUUCUUCACUGCCGUACUUCAAAAGUUUUAAUCGCGUAUUAUCUAUGUGAACAAUUCCACCUUAAAUGUAUUCACCUAGACAGUCCACAGGAUUGUGCUGAUAUCAAGUUGGUCAGCGAUGUUGUCAUAGCAAAUAAGAAUCAGCUAAAUACCAGUGAAGAGGACUCAAAAGCCCUAGAAGAACUUUUAAAUUCUGAAGAAUUGUUUACACGAUUAUUAAGUGUGCUUUUAAGUAUUCCUGAGCUUACUACACAAUGGGUACAUGUGAAAUUUUACCUCUACUAUUCUUUGAAUGGUCCUGACCAUUUUAUCUCAAUGCUAAUGGGAUAUGACAACGUGAACUGAUGCACGUGUAUACUAAGUUUUGCAUUUCUUCUGACCGAUUGACUAUUGUGAAUUUAUGAACGAAAUAAUACUAUACUUUCUGCAGAUUUAUUUAUAUCUCUACCUAAAUGUGUUGAGAAAAGGCUCAUAGAUGCAAUGGUAGAUUUUUCGGUUCAACUUAUCUCUGAUUUUCAUCAUGAGAAGUUGAUUUGACAGUCUAUCUUGUGCCUCCUGUGAG
This is a messenger RNA of Schistosoma turkestanicum, 810 nucleotides long. The record is from the annotation of a GenBank genome assembly. Lineage: Eukaryota; Metazoa; Platyhelminthes; Trematoda; Strigeidida; Schistosomatidae.